AUGGCUCCUGUUGACGAGACAUUCUCGCAGCUGCAGGGCUUCGUCGCAAGGAGCGCGGCGGAGCUCAGCCAGGGAGUGGAGCGCGGCUGGCACGGCGCCGUGGCUCGCUUCGACGCUGCUCGUCGCAACCCCGUGCCGUUCCCCCUACCCCUCGCCUCCAUCGCGGGAGUCGACCGGAGAGGUCAGGCCGCUGACGGGCAGGCUGGUGGAUUUCGGCUGCCCGAUCCGCUUAGAGCUCUGCAGACCGUUAUCAGCGGCGGGAGACCCAAAGAGGUUGUUUUAGAGCCUAAGGCACCCAGACGGCGUAGAGUUCCUGCCGCUGAUGGGAAUAACGAAGGAUUAGUUCUGGUGUCUAAUAAAGCGUACGACGGUGACGGGUCGGCGACGGACGCGCGACGGAAUCAGCUGCCGACGAUUCGAACGUCUCUGUCGCGCGCGAUGGAAGCGACGUACGCAGGCAGGCUGCGCGUGAGUGGGGCGGAGGCUGACGUGGACAGCGAGAGAGGCAGGGGAAGGCGCGAGGGAGGCGCGGUGCUGGCUGGGAGUGCGCUCAAGGCACGCGACGGACGGAGAUUCGAGGAGUUGGAUUACAUCAACGAUGACAACUACGACGAAGAUGAUGACGGCGCCCUCGCGGCCCUCCUGCGGCCCCCUCCGCCCUCCCCUCUCGCCGCCGACGGCUCUUCCCUUUCCUCUGCUGCUGCUGCUGCCGCUGCUAGUAGUGCUAGUAGUGCUGGUGGUGCUCGUGCUGGUGCGGUUGUGGUGAGCAGCCCGGGUGGGCGACGGCAGGCGGGGCAGCAGAGGCAGCAGCAGGCGGGCGGGGUGAGGAUGGGCGCGGACGGCGCGGAGGAGUGGGCGGGUCCUGCUCCGGACUUCCUCAAGAAGGCAGCACAGGAGGCGGGCCCAGCGACCAAGGAGGAGCUGGGGCGCGCCACGUGGACGUUUCUGCACACGCUGGCGGCUCAGUUUCCAGAGAAGCCAAGCAAGCAGCAACAGAAGGACGCCAGGGAAUUCGUGACUCUCCUUGCCCGCGUCUACCCCUGCAAAAUCUGUUCCUACCACUUUCAAAAGAUAGUCAAGGCCAACCCUCCCCAGGCAGGUUCAAGGGGGGAGCUGGAGCAGUACAUGUGCCGCCUGCACAACAUCGUCAACCGCAGGUACCUGCGCUGA
This is a messenger RNA of Closterium sp. NIES-65, 1170 nucleotides long. Lineage: Eukaryota; Viridiplantae; Streptophyta; Zygnematophyceae; Desmidiales; Closteriaceae. The record is from the annotation of a GenBank genome assembly.